Molecule: messenger RNA, 5831 nt
Organism: Cervus elaphus (red deer)
Lineage: Eukaryota; Metazoa; Chordata; Mammalia; Artiodactyla; Cervidae
Gene: SLC9A3
Product: solute carrier family 9 member A3
Exons: 17
Coding region: 215-2722 (835 amino acids)
Biological process (GO): regulation of pH; proton transmembrane transport; sodium ion transport
Cellular component (GO): brush border membrane; apical plasma membrane
Molecular function (GO): sodium:proton antiporter activity
Source: RefSeq, a predicted model, not a curated record
GCGCUCGCGUGUACGCGGGGCGGGCGGGAAGGCUCCGCCCCGGGGCGGGAGGGGGCCGCCGGAUUAAAGGCCACCCCGGCGGGCGGGGAUCCGGACAGCAGCCUGCGCCCAGAGCGCGCUCGGCUCCGCGCAGCCCAACGCGAGUCCCGCGAGCCGAGCGCACCAGGGCUCCCGCGUCAUGAGCAUCCGGACAAGGCACUGAACGACCGCAGCGAUGUCGGGGCGCUGGGCUCCAGGCCCCAGGUGGGGGCUCCUGCUGGCGCUGCUGCUGGCGCUGGGCGAGCUGCCGCGAGCGCGGGGCGUCGAGGAGGAACCUGGCGGCGCGCACGGGGAGACCCAGGGCUUCCAGGUGGUCACCUUCAAAUGGCACCACGUCCAGGACCCGUACAUCAUCGCGCUGUGGAUCCUCGUGGCCAGCCUGGCCAAGAUCGGCUUCCACCUGUCCCACAAGGUCACCAGUGUGGUCCCUGAGAGUGCCCUGCUCAUCGUGCUGGGCCUUGUGCUGGGCGGCAUCGUCCUGGCGGCCGACCACAUCGCCUCCUUCUCCCUCACGCCCACGGUGUUCUUCUUCUACCUGCUGCCGCCCAUUGUGCUGGACGCCGGCUACUUCAUGCCCAACCGGCUCUUCUUUGGCAACCUGGGCACCAUCCUGCUGUAUGCGGUCAUCGGCACUGUGUGGAACGCGGCCACCACUGGGCUGUCGCUCUAUGGCGUCUUCCUCAGUGGCCUGAUGGGAGACCUGAACAUUGGGCUGCUGGACUUCCUCCUGUUCGGCAGCCUGAUUGCUGCCGUGGACCCAGUGGCCGUGCUGGCCGUGUUUGAGGAGGUUCACGUCAACGAGGUGCUGUUCAUCAUCGUCUUCGGGGAGUCCCUGCUCAAUGACGCCGUCACCGUGGUCCUGUACAAUGUGUUUGAAUCUUUUGUGACAUUGGGUGGUGACAAGGUGACCGGUGUGGACUGCGUGAAAGGAAUAGUGUCCUUCUUCGUGGUGAGCCUGGGGGGCACGUUGGUGGGUAUCGUGUUUGCCUUCCUGCUCUCCCUGGUGACACGCUUCACCAAGCGCGUGCGCAUCAUCGAGCCCGGCUUCGUGUUUGUCCUCUCCUACCUGUCCUACCUCACGUCCGAGAUGCUGUCCCUGUCGGCCAUCCUGGCCAUCACCUUCUGUGGCAUCUGCUGCCAGAAGUACGUAAAGGCCAACAUCUCGGAACAGUCAGCCACCACAGUGCGCUACACCAUGAAGAUGCUGGCCAGCGGGGCCGAGACCAUCAUUUUCAUGUUCCUGGGCAUCUCGGCUGUGGACCCUCUCAUCUGGAAGUGGAACACAGCCUUCGUGCUCCUGACACUGCUCUUCAUCUCCGUGUACAGGGCCAUAGGGGUCAUCCUGCAGACCUGGAUUCUGAAUCGGUACCGGAUGGUGCAGCUGGAGAUCAUAGACCAGGUGGUCAUGUCCUAUGGUGGCCUCCGAGGAGCUGUGGCUUACGCCCUGGUGGUCCUCCUGGACGAGAACAAGGUCAAGGAGAAGAACCUGUUUGUCAGCACCACCAUCAUCGUCAUCUUCUUCACCGUCAUCUUCCAGGGCCUGACCAUCAAGCCCCUGGUGCAGUGGCUGAAGGUGAAGAGAAGUGAACAGCGAGAUCCCAAGCUCAACGAGAAGCUGCACGGCCGGGCUUUUGACCACAUCCUCUCGGCCAUCGAGGACAUAUCAGGGCAAAUCGGACACAAUUAUCUGAGAGAUAAGUGGUCCAAUUUUGAUAGGAAAUUCCUCAGCAAAAUCCUCAUGAGAAGGUCGGCUCAGAAGUCUCGAGAUCGGAUUCUGAACGUUUUCCACGAGCUCAACUUGAAGGAUGCCAUCAGCUACGUAGCCGAGGGAGAGCGCCGUGGGUCCCUGGCCUUCAUCCGUUCCCCCAGCACGGACAACAUGGUCAAUGUGGACUUCAGCACCCCACGCCCCUCCACUGUGGAGGCCUCCGUCUCCUACCUCCUGAGGGAGAACGUUAGCGCCGUGCGCCUGGACAUGCAGUCCCUGGAGCAGCGGCGGCAGAGCAUCCGGGAUGCAGAGGACAUGAUCACCCACCACACGCUGCAGCAGUACCUGUACAAGCCCCGGCAGGAGUACAAACAUCUCUACAGCCGGCACGGGCUGACCGCGGAUGAGGACGAGAAGCAGGACACCGAGAUCUUCCACAGGACCAUGCGGAAGCGCCUGGAGUCCUUCAAGUCGGCCAAGCUGGGGAUCAACCCCCACAAGAAGGCUGCUAAGCUGCUCAAGAGGGAGCGCGCCCAGAAGCGGAGAAACAGCAGCAUUCCCAAUGGGAAACUGCCAAUGGUGAGCUCCCUGCAGGACUUCACCAUCAAGGAGAAAGAUUUGGAACUCUCAGACACUGAGGAAGCCCCCAACUAUGAUGCUGAGAUGAGUGGGGGGAUCGAGUUCCUGGCAAACAUCGCGCAGGACACAGCGACAGACUCCCCCUCAGGAAUUGACAACCCCGCGUUUUCCCCGGAGGAGAGCCCCGGCAUCCUCUCUGGGGUGCCGCCCUGGCUGUGUCCCGGGGAGGCGGUGGUGCCCUCCCAGAGGGCCCGCCUGCAGAUCCCCCACUCCCCCGGCAACUUCCACCGCCUGGCGCCCUUCCGCCUCAGCGGCAAGUCCGUGGACUCGUUCCUGCUGGCCGACGGCCCCGAGGAGCAGCCGCAUGCCGCCCCGCCCGAGUCCACACACAUGUGACACCGGCUCCGACGCUCCGCUGACCGGACGCUCGUCCCCGCCCGCUGUCGAGAAGCCCCCGCGCGCGCGCGCCCCGAGCCCGGCCCCGCCCAGCCCCGCGCAGGCCCCGCCCACCCCGCGAAGCCCCGGGCCCGCGGCACCGCUCGAGCCCGAUCCCGCGGCGGGGCCCGCGCAGGGGGCAGGGCCGGAGCGCCGCGGGCUGCUGGGCGCGCACGCGCGGUCGGCGGCGGCGCGCCGCGUACACAGCCGGCGCUCGUUCCAGCGGCCUCGCGCGCGCCGCCGCCCGGCGCUGCUCAAGCUGGCGUCGCUGCCGCCGUCGUGCCACGCGCCGCCCCACGCUCUGGAGCAGGAGGAGACGCCUCUGUGACUGCCGCCCCCCACCCCCCACCGAGGUCUGCAGGCUUGACGUCGCCCCUGGGGGGCUCCACUCCGCCUCGGCCGCGCCUCACGAGGGGCUCCACUCCGCCUCGGCCGCGCCUCACGAGGGGCUCCACUUCGCCACGGCCGCGCCCCUGGGUGUCUCUGCCCCCAUCACAGCCGCGCCCCCGGAGUUCUCCACUCCGCCACGGCCGCGACUCCCGGGGGGCUCCACUCCGCCACGGCCGCGCCCCCGGGGGGUUCCACUCCGCCACGGCCGCGCCCCCGGGGGGCUCCACUCCGCCACGGUUGCGCCCCCGGGGGGCUCCACUCUGCCACGGUUGCGCCCCCCGGGGGGCUCUGCCCCCAUCACCCUAGGAUCUGCACCCAUUACCUCGCCCCAGGGGAUGACCUCGACCCUCACGACCUCGCCUCUUAGGGGUCUCCACCUGCCCCUCCCAGCCGAGCCACCGUCACUGCCCGCCCCCAUGCAUGGUCUCCACCCCGGCCACAGCUGCCCAUCCGGGGGUCUGCUCGCAUGGCCAUAUUUUCUUGGGGUCGUGGCCUCAACUCCCAAGGUAUCUUCUGGUGACCUGGAGUAGCCCCGGACACUCACCGAUCCGGUUAGGUGCUGGGAUGCACAGGAGCUGAACUCUUCGGGACCAAAUGAGCUGCAAGACGGGAGCCGAGGCAUUCCCUGGGGUUCCUUUGGAGAGGCCGCUGUGGGUGGGAAGUGGGCCUUCCCCAUCGUCUGGGAGGCUCCGUUGCGGGCCCUCUAUUCACCUGUCCUGGAUUUGAGCUGAGCCGGCAUUUGUGUAUUGCCGUUUCCAUGGUCACCCCUGACUCAGGGACAGUUUGUUCUUCAGUUCCUGCCACCUGUGUCCAUUCUUAUCGGCUCUGUUGGGGAAACAGACCCAAACCAGAUGAGACUUGCCCACUGUGAUACCCACCCAGGCUGGCCUCUCCCAAAGCCCCCUGGACUGUCAGCCCCAGGGUCGGGGGAGCCCUGACCCCAGGGUGGGAUGUGACCACUCACCAGGUCUUUGAACCACCUGUCACCUUAGGGACCGUAGGCACGGCUGCAGAAGCAUCUUUUGUUUGCUCGUCCUUUUUGUGUUGAGAUUCCCAGAGCCUGAUGCUUGCUCACCCUGCACAGAUCCAGCCUCAGAAUGGGGGCCUCUGUGCACCAGGCCCCAAACGUCCCCAAGCCCCUGGUCUGUGGCCUGAGUUGCCCCACCUGAUGCUGGACGAUGGCCCGGGCUGGGUUAGGGGUUGGAGUGACCCAGUGGGCACGCCCAUACAGUCCCAGCAGGUGUGUGGGCAUCUGUCAGCAAGCAGUCCUCUUUAGAGUCACAGCUGGUCCUUGGAGACCCCAGGUCUGCUCACCACAGACAGGGGAUGAGGGGGAUUGGACCCCCACCCCACGCCCACCCCACUGUCAGGGGCUCAGGGAUGUGGCCUUGGACAGAGCCCUCAGUCCUCACCUGCUCCUCAGGAGGGUUUGCGAGGCAGUCAAGGAGCAGAGGGUCAGGGGCUCCCGGAAGCUUCUGUGAAGCAGCUCAGCCCUGCUCAGGGAAUUGUCCGCUGUGCUGUGACCAUAUCUUCUGUGCGUCCUUGUACCCCCCUCCCCCCGACCAUGGCAAUUCACAGGGCCCCAGUGGCCCUGGUGGAAAGUCUACACUGCGCUGUUGAGGGAAACGGGGAGCGGCAGGGAGGGUGGCUGUGGCCCUUGUCACCCAGAGAUGGACCGUAGGCUGAUGCACAGGUCUGCUCACCACUCAAGUUGCUCGCUCAGCUGUCACCAGGACAGGAGUGACGUGGUUUGCAAUGCUUGUUCUCACAUUCACAGCCACUUUGACCCACUCUGAGCAUAAGAGCCAGCCAUCAUCUGUCCCAUAGGCCUGGCGGAAGGCACAUUCUCCAUCCACUCCUGCAGGGGUGGUUCGUCCGGAGCAGGCGGGCUGGUCCAGGUGCCAUAGCCCAGCCAUUCAGCAUCUCCAGCUGCCUUAACAACUCUCCUGGACCACCGGACCCAGAUCUGAUUCCUCACUGCAGGGCCAGAGGCUGAGACACCCACUUGACACUGUAGACUAACUAAACUUCUGUGUGACCGACCUCCCCUGGGCCAGCUGUGCCGUGGGCAGCAGGCACUGCCUGUUGUCAACCUGCACAGGCUGAGCAGUGUCCGAGGUUCCAGCGAGACAUCCAGCCAGAGAGACUGUGUUUGGUCUGUGACACAGCGUUAUAAGCCGUAGUAAUGUGGACACAUUUCAUAAAUGAGAAUCUGAGCUGUUCUUGUCAUUGUAAAACAGAAUGUAAACAAAGUCUUAUGAAUGUAUUUCCUUAGGAAAACUUGUAAAAUUUUUUAUUAGGAAGAUUCUUAUUUAUUUAAUACUGAACUUUGGCCAACUUUGUGAUAUAGACUAAAGUACACAAAUUUAGGAGUCAUUCUCUCACUUCUACAUUUUCUUGAAAAUAAUUUUAGUGCAGUGCUCAAUGAACUAUUGAUUUCUAUUGUUAAAGAGAUUUAAUGGAGGAAUUUCAUUGAAACUGGAAUGGGAAUGUAUUUUACAUUAUGAGUGGUGAAAAUUGUGAAUGCUGGUUUUGUGAAUGUAACCCUGUCAAGCUGUGUGACUCUCAUCACGAUCACGUGCCUUAAAGCACUGCCAGUGUGCUGUCAGCAGUGUCUGGGAGGAGCCUACCACAGACCCUGCAGCAGCCUGAUCAAGUCUAUUAAAAAUAUUUCAAGACA